Messenger RNA from Brassica napus (rape), 2000 nucleotides. RefSeq names its product cytochrome P450 79B1-like. The transcript is spliced from 2 exons. The coding region runs from base 251 to 1807 and encodes 518 amino acids. The record is from RefSeq and is a predicted model, not a curated record. NCBI's taxonomy places the organism in Eukaryota, Viridiplantae, Streptophyta, Magnoliopsida, Brassicales, Brassicaceae. Gene Ontology annotation, molecular function: iron ion binding; heme binding; monooxygenase activity.
UCCAGCAUUUUCCUAGCAUCUUCCAUAACCCUUUCAACACACGAGGGUAUUAAGAACUUAAGAUCAUUUGACAGUAAAAUAGUAUAAAUAGGAAGGUGAGGCUCUUCUCCAUGCAGAGAAAACAAGAAAUACAACUUACUUCGAUUCUUCUUUUCCCUCUCUAUAUUCUACACAAAAGAAUUGAACAAUUUUACCUCAAACCCUUCGGAUCCCACUUCCACUACAACGCAAAACAUCAUUGUUCAGCAACAUGUAUCUCCUCACAAUACUUCAAGCCUUUGUGACUAUAACCCUAGUGAUGCUUCUCAAAAAACUGAUCACGAAUCGAAACAAAAAGAAAAUUUCUCUCCCACCAGGUCCCACCGGAUGGCCAAUCAUCGGAAUGAUUCCAGCGAUGCUAAAGAGCCGUCCCGUUUUCCGUUGGCUCCACAGCAUCAUGAAGCAGCUAAACACCGAGAUAGCCUGCGUGAAACUAGGAAACACUCACGUGAUCACCGUCACGUGCCCUAAGAUAGCACGUGAGAUACUCAAGCAACAAGACGCUCUCUUCGCCUCAAGACCUAUGACUUACGCACAGAACGUCCUCUCUAACGGCUACAAAACCUGCGUGAUCACUCCCUUCGGUGAACAGUUCAAGAAAAUGAGGAAAGUCGUGAUGACAGAACUCGUUUGUCCUGCGAGACACAGGUGGCUUCAUCAGAAGAGAGCAGAAGAAAACGAUCAUUUAACCGCUUGGCUAUACAACAUGGUCAAGAACUCUGGAUCAGUCGAUUUUCGGUUCGUGACUAGGCAUUACUGCGGAAACGCUAUCAAGAAGCUUAUGUUCGGAACAAGAACGUUCUCUGAAAACACCGCACCGGACGGUGGACCGACCGCAGAGGAUAUCGAGCAUAUGGAAGCUAUGUUUGAAGCAUUAGGGUUUACGUUCGCUUUUUGUAUCUCUGACUAUCUACCUAUGCUCACGGGGCUUGAUCUUAACGGUCACGAGAAGAUUAUGAGAGACUCGAGUGCUAUUAUGGACAAGUAUCACGAUCCAAUCAUUGAUGCAAGGAUCAAGAUGUGGAGAGAAGGAAAGAGAACUCAAAUCGAGGAUUUUCUAGACAUUUUCAUUUCGAUCAAAGAUGAACAAGGAAACCCAUUGCUUACCGCCGAUGAAAUCAAACCCACCAUUAAGGAGCUUGUAAUGGCGGCACCAGACAAUCCAUCAAACGCCGUCGAAUGGGCCAUGGCGGAGAUGGUGAACAAACCGGAGAUCCUCCGUAAAGCAAUGGAAGAACUCGAAAGAGUUGUCGGAAAAGAAAGACUUGUCCAAGAAUCCGACAUCCCAAAACUGAACUACGUCAAAGCUAUUCUCCGUGAAGCUUUUCGUCUCCAUCCCGUCGCCGCCUUUAACCUCCCACACGUGGCCCUUUCCGAUGCAACCGUCGCCGGAUAUCACAUCCCUAAAGGAAGUCAAGUCCUCCUUAGCCGAUAUGGGCUGGGCCGUAAUCCAAAAGUUUGGGCCGAUCCACUUAGCUUUAAACCGGAGAGGCAUCUCAACGAGUGCUCCGAAGUUACAUUGACGGAGAACGAUCUCCGGUUUAUCUCGUUUAGUACAGGUAAAAGAGGUUGUGCUGCACCGACUUUGGGUACGGCGUUGACGACGAUGAUGCUCGCGAGACUUCUUCAAGGUUUUACAUGGAAGCUACCGGAGAAUGAGACACGUGUUGAGCUGAUGGAGUCUAGUCAUGAUAUGUUUCUGUGUAAACCGUUGGUUAUGGUCGGUGAGUUGAGGUUGCCUGAGCAUCUUUAUCCGACGGUGAAGUGAAACCACGGACGGCGUAUAUACUUUAAAUAACUCUAUGUACUUAUAUAACAUCAUCUAAGUUUCGUCAAUCUCCGGUUACCAGAAGAUAAUCGGUCAAUUUCUGAUCGAACUUGUGUGUGGUUUUGUUUCCUUUGGGGACACUUGGAAGUAUUUUUUUCUUUUAAAUUUAAUAAAACUUGUUCCUUUUUUUUAA